GUGUCGCUGUGUCGGGGCGAAAACAUGAAAGAGGUGAAGGAGCCACGACAUCGCAAGGACAACAGGCGCCCAGAUCUGGAGAUUUACAAGCCUGGCCUCUCCCGACUGAGGAGCAAACUUGUGCCACCAAAGCACGAGGCCUCUGAGGAGAGGAGCGGAGCUGAGGAAGGCAAGGGGGAGAAUGGCCCUUCAGGAGGAGGAUCCUUCAGGAGAAGGGCCUCCAGUCAUGGAGAACUUCAGCAUGGUGACAGCCACAACCAGAAUGGUCCUUCACUGGGAAACGAAGAGACAGAGACUAAAGGUGAUCUUCAGAGCCAGGAGAACUCAUGCACUCCGCUUGCUGUGGAUGAGUCAGGUGCCAAGACCACGAGGAGAAUCAAGAAACCGGACCAGCAGAUCUAUCAGCCAGGGAAGCGCCUGCAUUUGGUUGCUAAAGAAGUCGCCCUACGGUUGGCUACUGAGGAAAUCACCUCUAAAGUAGAACAGCUGAGAGUUGAAGGUGGUGAAGAGACUGAGAAAGGUACUGCAGAAGAUAACAACAGGAAAACCAAGUCAAUCAAAGAGGACAGAGAGGGAAACCAGGCAGGGGACGGAGUGAAAUCCUCUAGGGCGGAUAAAGGAAGACGACUAGAGCGAACUGACAGGGUGAGGAGGGCACACGAUGAAGUGAUGCAGGGGAAGCUGGGCGCUACAAAGCGGUACUCCCGCUCUGACAAGCGGCGGAGCCGAUACCGCACGUGCAGCACGAGCUCAGCUGGAAGCAACAACAGUGUAGAUGGAGCCCCGCUGGUGGAUGGGAUGGAGAGACGGCAGGAGCGUGCUAGAAUACGUCCUAGGAAGCAGCUCUCUGCAUCCUCCACUGACUCCUUGGAUGAUGACAGAAUCGAUGAGGCAGAAGCGUAUGUCUCUAACAGGAUUUCAGACAGGAAAAAGCGUUUAGAGCAGAGUCGAACUUCUAGGAGUGAGAGUGAGCGGAGCAGCAACAGCAGGGAAGCCAAGGGACACUUCCGAGUCACUUUCGACAGCAAGACUAUGAACAGGGAUGUCAUUCUAGCAGACGCAGAUAAAAAAAAGCCUCUGAAGGCGUUUUCUGGUUGCAAUGACUCAGAGACUCUGGACGCGAGGAGCCAGAGCAGAGAGCCCCAGGGGAGGGGCCGUGGGAUUCUGUUCCUGCCUGCCAACACAGAUCUCUCUGCCAGCUCUGCAGCCUCCCCUGAACCCAGUCACCCUGGGCCCCGGCUGCUGCUGGGCGGUGCUGGCAGUAAGGGCUCCCGAAGCCGGGGUCGAGGUGGCACCGCUCGCAGGUUGUGGGACCCCAACAACCCGGACCAAAAACCCGCCCUGAAGAGCCAAACCCCACAGCUUCACUUCCUAGACACGGACGAUGAAGUGAGUCCCACCUCCUGGGGGGAAGCCCGCCAGGCCCAGACGUCCUAUUAUAAGUUCCAAAACUCUGACAACCCCUACUAUUACCCUCGGGCUGCCGGCCAAGGUCCGCAGUAUCCUUACGGCGGGUACUCCCUGCAGUAUCCAAUGGGUCCAAGCAAUGGUGUGUACCCAGGAGCCUUUUACCCCGGGUACCCUGGCCAGGCAGGGCAGUACAUGUGCGGCCCGCUCACCCCAGCUCCUCUGAGUCCUGAGAUGGAGCAGCAGAUGAGGAACAUGCAGCAGCAGGAGCUCAGCAAACUCCUCCGUGAGGCUGGGAACCAGGAGCAGCAGCUCAGCAAUCUGCUUUCCAGAGACCGCAUCAGCCCAGAGGGGCUGGAGAAGAUGGCCCAGCUGAGGGUGGAGAUGCUGCAGCUGUACGAGCGGUGCAUUUUGACGGAUAUCGAGUUCUCUGAUACCCAGAAUGUGGACCAGCUGCUGUGGAAGAACGCCUUCUACCAAGUGAUUGAGAAAUUCCGGCAGCUCCUCAAGGAUCCUCUGGGGGAAAAUGCCCAAGAAAUUCGGAACAAACUUCUCCAACUUCUAGAUGAGGGCACUUCCUUUUUUGAUGGCUUACUCCAGAAGCUGCAGGUGUCAUACCAGUUCAAACUGGAGGAUUAUAUGGAUGGGAUGGCCAUCCGCUGCAAGCCUCUGCGGAAAAUGGUGAAGUAUGCACUGAUCAGUGCCCAGAGGUGUAUGAUUUGUCAGGGGGACAUUUGCCGAUACAGAGAACAAGCAAAUGACACUGCAAACUAUGGAAAGGCACGCAGCUGGUACCUGAAGGCUCAACAAAUCGCCCCCAAAAACGGCCGCCCAUACAACCAGCUGGCACUCCUGGCCAUCUACACGAGGAGAAAGCUGGAUGCUGUCUACUACUACAUGCGCAGUCUGGCAGCUAGUAACCCCAUCCUCACAGCCAAGGAGAGCCUCAUGAGUCUGUUUGAAGAGACAAAACGCAAGGCAGAGCAGAUGGAGCAGAAGAAGCACCAGGUGCUGGAGCUGAGCCCCAGCCAUCGAGGGAAAGGCAAGAAGUCCACAUUGCGACAAGUUGGAGACGAUGCCACACGGCUGGAGAUCUGGAUCCAUCCUUCCCACCCCCGUUCCUCUCAGGGCCACGAGUCCGGCAGAGAUUCUGAGCAGGACAAUGGUCUUGGGAACCUCAGCCCCAGCGACCUGAACAAAAGGUUCAUCCUCAGUUUUCUCCAUGCCCAUGGGAAGCUGUUUACCAGGAUUGGGAUGGAGACGUUCCCUGCGGUGGCCGAGGAGGUCCUGAGGGAGUUCCAGGUCCUGCUGCAGCAGCCCCCUCCCAUCGGAAGCACCCGCAUGCUCCAGCUCGUGGCAAUCAACAUGUUUGCAGUGUACAACUCCCAGCCCAAAGAGUGCAUCUCCGAGGACUGCCGCUCUGUCAUCCAGGAACAGGCCACGGCCCUGGGGCUCUCCAUGUUUGCACUCCUGGUGAGGAGAUGCACCAAUCUGCUGAGAGAAUGCAUGCAAGUUCCGCCACAAGAGGAGGAGCAGGAGGAUGAGGAGGAUGACAUCAAGAUCUCUGCCUUACCCCAGGACCUGAAGGAGCUGCUCCCCAGUGUGAAGGUCUGGUCAGACUGGAUGCUUGGCCACCCGGACACCUGGAAUCCUCCACCAACCUCUCUUGAGCUCCCCAAACAGGUCUCAGUAGAUGUGUGGGCGACGCUGGCUGACUUCUGUAACAUACUGACCGCAGUGAAUCAGUCGGAGGUGCCCUUGUACAAGGACCCAGAUGACGACCUUGCCCUGCUUAGCCUGGAAGAGGAUCGGCUGCUCUCGGGCUUCGUUCCCCUGCUGGUCGCCCCCCAGGAGCCCUGCUACGUGGAGAGGACCUCGGACAAGGUUAUUGCAGCCGACUGCAAGAGGGUCACAGUUCUGAAGUAUUUCCUGGAAGCCCUUUGUGGACAAGAAGAGCCUUUGCUGGCAUUCAAGGGUGGAAAAUAUGUGUCAGUGGCACCCGUCCCAGACGCCAUGGGAAAGGAAAUGGGAAGCCAAGAGGGAAAACAACUGGAAGAUCAGAAGGAAGAUGAUGUGAGGAUUGAGGCAUUUGAAGAUGACUCAGAGGCUGAAGGCAGUGGAGGAGAGAUGGACAUCAAGGAACUCCGAGCCAAGAAGCAAGCGUUGGCCAGGAAGGUGGCAGAGCAGCAGCGUCGGCAGGACAAGAUUCAGGUAGGAUGGGCCCACAUCCAGCUGAGGAACUGCUUUACUUUUGUACCUGGGCUGAUCCUAUCUCACUGUGCUGGGUGUACACAGCUUUGUUUAAGGUUUCUUGGGAUGUCCCUUAGUCCCACUGCAAAACCCAGCUGCACUUUCAGAGCACAGAGCCAAACAGCAUUGCUGAACCACCCCGGGGUAAGCUCUGCCCUCCCAGUGCCUGGGCUGAGCAUGCUGGGCCUCCAGGAGCCCACAAGGAGCUGCACAGCGCUUCUCAUGGAGUUGCUGGCGCUCCCUGCAGUGCUGACAGAGCUCCUGCUGGUGGCUGCAGUGCAGCGGGUGCCAGGCAGCAGGCUGUCCCGGGCUGGGACAGCAGCUCGGUGGCCCCAGGGCUCAGUGAGGAGGCGGCUUUCCCAUGCAGCAGGGCACGGGCAGACUGGGGAGAGGGUGGGACGUGAACGGCAGAGUUCAUGUGGGAGCCAACAGCGGGAAAAACAGCCUGCGGAUGGCUGCCGCGGCCAGAGCGCUGCUUGCGAAGCGUUGCCAUCGUUAUGGGGACAAACAGACGGGAUACAGGUGAUGCUGUGCUGGCCCUGGCCUAAUCUUAGCACAUCUCCCAGUGGGAGCCUGUGAAGCGAGCUGGGGAGCAGCUGCCCAGCAGUGCCUUCUGUUGCUUUAAGAGAGAGCUGACAUGCACGCUGCUGGCCGCCUCGCCGCUCGCAGCCCCUCUUCCUUCAGCCUCGUGGCCCAGAUGAGGAUUUCUCAGCAGAGGAAAAUUCUCCCUGGCUCCCCUCCCCCUCACCUCCGCCCUCUCUAAUGCCCAGGGCCCUUCACUUCCAUAAUUCUUCAUUUUCCAGCCUUGAACGUAAGCCAGACACAUCUGUCUGGCCAUAUGCGUGAACUCUGCAGUGUGUGCCGAGGUGGUUGUAAAACAGGGCUGCUGAAGGCCCUACUGGGAGAGCGCACACAUGUGUACCCUCCGGCUAUUGGCGCCGGGCCCAGAACCACUGCGCUUC
Messenger RNA from Meleagris gallopavo (turkey), 4619 nucleotides. The record is from RefSeq and is a predicted model, not a curated record. NCBI's taxonomy places the organism in Eukaryota, Metazoa, Chordata, Aves, Galliformes, Phasianidae.